AUGGUUUCCGCCUCCAAGGAGAAGAGACUCGCCAAGAAGGCUGCUGAGGGCAAGCUUGACAAGAAGAAGCUCGGCUCUAAGAAUGCCAGCACUACCGCCUCGUCGGUGAACGGCGACGAUGACGCCCCCGCCACCUCCGCCGAGAAGAUGGACGAGGUCAACCGCCUCGCCGCCCAGAUGGACAAGCACGGUAUCUCUGACCGUGUCACUACCGGUGUCCUGGCUUCUACCCCUACCAGCAGAGACGUCAAGAUCACCAGUGCCAGUUUGGUGUUCCACGGUCGCGUUCUCUUCAACGAUACCACCCUCGAGCUUUCCUACGGUCGCCGGUACGGUCUCCUGGGUGAGAACGGUUGCGGAAAGUCUACUCUUCUCAAGGCCAUCGCCAAGCGCGAGUUCCCUAUCCCUGAGCACGUCGACAUCUACCUCCUGAACGAGGGUGCUCCUCCCUCUGAACUCGGUGCCCUUGAGUGGGUCGUGACCGAGGCCGAGCGUGAGAUGGAGCGUCUGGACAAGUUGGCUGAAAAGAUUUUGGAGGACAACGGUCCCGAGGACCCGGUCCUCAUGGACCUCUACGAGCACAUGGAGAAGAUGGACCCCUCUACCUUCGCCACCCGCGCUUCCCUCAUUUUGACCGGUCUGGGUUUCAACAAGGUCACCAUUCACAAGAAGACCAAGGACAUGUCCGGUGGUUGGAGAAUGCGUGUCGCCCUCGCCAAGGCGCUGUUCGUCAAGCCCUCGCUGCUGUUGCUCGACGACCCCACUGCCCAUUUGGAUCUCGAGGCCUGUGUGUGGCUUGAGGAGUACCUCAAGAAGUGGGAGCGUACGCUCGUCCUUGUUUCCCACUCCAUGGACUUCCUCAACGGUGUGUGCACAACCAUGAUCGACAUGCGCAUGAAGCAGCUCCUCUACUACGGAGGUAACUACGACUCGUACAGCAAGACGAGAUCCGAACAGGAGACGAACCAGAUGAAGGCCUACCAAAAGCAGCAGGACGAAAUCGUCCACAUCAAGAAGUUCAUCGCUUCCGCCGGUACCUACGCCAACUUGGUGCGUCAGGCCAAGUCCCGUCAGAAGAUUCUGGACAAGAUGGAGGCCGACGGCUUCAUCCAGCCCGUCAUCCCCGACAAGGUCUUCACCUUCCGUUUCGCCGAUGUCGAGAAGCUGCCCCCUCCCGUCCUGUCUUUUGACAACGUCACCUUCUCCUACUCUGGUGACGCCAAGGACGACCUGUACCGCAACAUCGACCUCGGGUUCGACAUGGACUCCCGUACCGCUCUCGUCGGCCCCAACGGUGUUGGCAAGUCCACCCUGCUGCGCCUGAUGACCGGCAAGCUCUCCCCCACCAACGGUGCUGUCACCCGUCACACUCACUUGAAGCUUGGUCUGUACUCCCAGCACUCUGCCGAGCAGCUUGACCUCACCAAGUCGGCUCUCGACUUCGUCCGCGAGAAGUACAAGGAGAAGUCCCAGGACUACCAGUACUGGCGUCAGCAGCUCGGCCGCUACGGUCUGACUGGUGAGGCCCAGACCUCCCUGAUCGGUACCCUGUCCGACGGCCAGAAGUCCCGUAUCGUCUUCGCCCUGCUCGCCAUCGAGAGCCCCAACAUGCUUUUGCUCGACGAGCCUACCAACGGUUUGGAUAUCCCCACCAUUGACAGUUUGGCGGACGCCAUCAACGCCUUCAGCGGUGGUGUCAUUGUCGUGUCCCACGACUUCAGACUUUUGGACAAGAUUGCCAAGCAGAUUCUGGUGUGCGAGAACAAGACCAUCAAGCCUUGGGAGGGCACGAUAGGAGAGUACAAGAACUACCUGCGCAAGAAGAUGAUUUCGUCUGGUGCUGUCUAA
Molecule: messenger RNA, 1848 nt
Organism: Colletotrichum truncatum
Lineage: Eukaryota; Fungi; Ascomycota; Sordariomycetes; Glomerellales; Glomerellaceae
Product: ATP-binding cassette sub-family f member 2
Molecular function (GO): ATP hydrolysis activity; ATP binding
Source: RefSeq, a predicted model, not a curated record